Messenger RNA from Equus caballus (horse), 1223 nucleotides. It is a transcript of the gene DPPA2, whose product is annotated as developmental pluripotency associated 2. The record is from RefSeq and is a predicted model, not a curated record. Gene Ontology annotation, biological process: system development. Lineage: Eukaryota; Metazoa; Chordata; Mammalia; Perissodactyla; Equidae. Gene Ontology annotation, molecular function: chromatin binding. Gene Ontology annotation, cellular component: nucleus.
AUCAGGCGACAAACCCUCAGGUUAAAUGGAGUAAACUGCAGAUUCCUUAACAGUGCUGGCCUGCCUUCCUCCGCGCGUUCCUGGAAAUGGCAAACUCAAAUUACGAUGGCGGCGAGAAGAAUUCUUUUGAGGAGGAAUCAGAUGAAGAAAAUGUGAUUCUCACAUUGGUUCCAGUUAAUGAGGAACAUAAUGAAGAACAUCAAAUGGAAUCAAGUGUCUCUUCGACUUCAGAAGUCAACCUGAAGACGCCUAGGACAGAUGACAAAGUUCAUCUUCCUCAAACGAAUGAACAAUUCAAAACUCGCCCCAAACCCAGAUGUAAAGCACCCAUCCUUCCCUUGCCGGCCAUUUUGCCUCCGAUUAAUAAAGUGCGGCGGGACACUUUGCGGAACUGGUGCCAACAAUUUCAUUUGAGUACUGAUGGCGACAAAAUAGAGGUUUAUCUGAGGCUCCAGGAGCAUGCGUACUCUGAACAAAAACAGAAUGUUCCUGAAACACCACAGGAGGCCAAACUUCAGUCAUGUUCGGGGAAGUGCAAGAUGGUGACCAAGAGAGCAAGGGUUCCGAAACGUUGUAAGAAGCCUGAGAGAGAGGAAGGGACUAAUAUAGUUGAAGUAAUCACUUCAGCGCAGGAAGCCAUGUUGGCAGCGUGGGCAAGAAUUGCUGCCAGAGCCGUUCAACCUAAGGCUAUGAAUUCAUGUCCCAUUCCUACUUCUGUGGAGACCUUUCUGCCACAAGCCUCUGGUGUCAGGUGGUGUGUGGUCCAUGGCAGACCUCUCUGGGCAGACACGAAAGGUUGGGUUCGCCUGCACUUCCAUGCAGGUCAGACCUGGGUGCCUGACACUCCCAGGAGGAUGAUCUCUCUCUUCCUGCUACCAGCCUGCACGUUCCCAUCCCCAGACCUGGAAGAUAAUAUGUUAUGCCCUGAAUGUGCUCAGAGGAAUAAAAAGAUGAUGAGAAGAUUCAAUACAAUGAAGAAAAAGAAGCAAUCUGGUGUGAAUGCAACAUCAUUCCUUUUGAAUGGGCCAUGUCUUAAUACAGAAUAAAUGGUGGAGAGCCCGCAGUUAAAUUGACUUGCAUCACAGUGAUGGCUGUAAUGUGUCCUAGCUAUCCAGUGUUGCCUGAUGCUUUGAGUACAGAUAGGAAUAUUGGGAUUCUGUACUUGAGGUUUGCCAAAAAGUGAUGCUACUGCUGCUUCAAGUAUUUAGCUAUGUAGAAUACAA